Messenger RNA from Microsporum canis CBS 113480, 744 nucleotides. RefSeq lists its product as hypothetical. Lineage: Eukaryota; Fungi; Ascomycota; Eurotiomycetes; Onygenales; Arthrodermataceae. Bases 1 to 744 code for a protein of 247 amino acids. The transcript has 2 exons. The record is from RefSeq and is a predicted model, not a curated record.
AUGAAGCUCUCAAGCGUAUUUUACUACGCCGUCUCUCUCGGCCUCUUGGACGUAGGCUCUGCGGUAUCUGUUCCAACGAGCCAGGGUAUAUCGGCCAGGCAGGAGCCUGAUCUCUUCCCCCAAAGAUGCUAUCCCAACCCCUGCAAGAAUGUACCAUUCGAUCCCCAAUACAAAGACUAUGUGUGCGGAGACAAACGACUUGGGCCUCUUGAACUACCAAAACGAUUCCCGAUAUCGGCUGAACUCGCGACAUACUCCAGGUUUGGCGACCAUUGUGCGGAUGAGUACCUCCUGAAAUGGGUUGGCACCACGGAUCCAAAGGCGUGGUUCAAGUACCCAACUGCCGACGGGUUCCUCCUCGAUGCCAGCGGCAAACCGAUACAGUCUGCGGUAACUCUGAGACCAGGGCAAAAGCUAGACCGGUUCGGCAACCCAACUGGCAAGUUCUUUGCUCCGUUGGGCGCACCAUACCUCGAGCGCUCGCUGCCACCGGCCAACCUUGCUCCGGGAGCAUCAGGCAAAUACCCGGACAACUAUCAUGUGUACCUGGUCCAGAAGCCGCUUCAGGCAAGUCUGGGUCCGAUAGCACCAUGGUUUGGCCAACCUGGUCUCGGUUCACAGAUUCACACCCAAAAGAGCGCCGAGGACUUGAUGAAGGAGGGGUAUUUGAAAGAGCUGGGUGAAGAGGACUUCAGUAAGCCCAGGGACUUUGCAUAUGACCCUCCAGAAGGCAAAUCCAAGUAA